UUUAUAUUAAAUAUGUUUAAGUAUGGAAAUUCUUAUCUUAGUUUCGCAAAUAUUUGGCAUGACGAAGAUAUAGAUCAGUGUUUAAUAUGUGUGAGGUGGAGGCGUAUGGAGGACAAAGAAAACGUAUUCUGGAACCUCAUGUUGUCACGGUCGUUAAAACUGAUACAGGGUUUGGUUUCAAUGUUCGGGGACAGGUGAGUGAAGGUGGGAACCUGAAAUCUAUAAACGGCGAGCUCUACGCCCCUCUUCAACACAUCUCGGCGAUUCUACCUGGUGGAGCGGCGGAAACGGCGGGUAUAUUCCGGGGGGAUAGAAUUCUAGAGGUGAAUGGAGUUAGUGUUGAGGGAUCAACUCACAAACAGGUUGUUGAACUGAUAAAGUCCGGAGGGGAUUCUCUGACACUGACUGUUAUUUCACUUCCCUCCGGAGACGUGGAGAGACUUGAACCUCCGGAGACUAUUCCGGUUCAUUUCUUGGACUACUCGGAGAAACGAUCUUUACCUAUAACUAUUCCCGACUACAAACAUCUGGAGGAUCUUGGAGAAAAAUUUGUUGUUUAUAAUAUUUACAUUGCUGGCAGACAUCUUUGUUCUCGCAGAUACCGCGAGUUUGUGGAUCUUCACAACUGUCUGAAGAACGAGUUUAUUGGGUUUAAUUUCCCCCGACUCCCGGGGAAAUGGCCGUUUUCGUUGAGUGAGCAGCAACUUGAUUCCAGGAGACGAGGUUUAGAAAUCUACUUGGAGCGGGUUUGCGCAGUUCGAGUUAUUGCUGAGAGUGAAACCCUGCAGGACUUCUUGACUGAGCAUGAAGACGAAAUUUCUUCGUCUCCCCUAGUGGACAUCAAGAUAAUCAUACUGGACGAGCAGGUUAUAUCCGUCAAGGCAAAGCGGAAUUCAACUGCUGAUGAGGUUUUCAGGAUGGUUGCUCAGAAGAUCGGUCUGUUCCCGGAGAACUGGGAGUUCUUCUUCCUCUUUGAGAUUGUGGAGCAUAACUUUGAGCGUCGAGUUCAACCCACGGAGUUUCCGCAUUCUCUGUACAUAGCAAAUUACAGUACUGCAACAGCAACAUGCUUGUCCUUUAGAAAAUGGUUGUUCCAUCCUAGAGUAGAAGUUGAACUGGAGAGUGAUCCUGUUGCAUUGAAAAUUUUGUUUUACCAGGCGGUGGCCGAGGUGAACCAAGGUUGUAUUAACACUAAGGACAGGUUGCAUCAGUUGAAGGCUCUCCAGGACGGAGAGAAGAUGAAGGAGUAUCUUGCCACUGUGAGACAGAUGGAGGGAUACGGAGGAGUUGUGUUCCCGCACUGUUCCUCUGACGCCCGGAGAGAAGGUCAUGUUGUUCCUGUUGUUACUUUCGAGGCUCUCCGCCUACAGGCUUGUAAAGAGGACGGAGAACUGGAGGAUCAGAUCAUAGAAUUCGCCUGGGAGACGAUUACUCAGUUCGAGGCGGAGGAAAAUGGGCCCAGCUUCCAGUUUCAUUACAGGAGAGAAGGUAAACCUGACAGGAUUGUUCGAAUCUUCUCACACUACUAUAUUCAUCUAUUUGAGUGCUUUGAGAAGAUCCAAGAAGAAAUAGGUUGGAGCAGACAGUUAGAAAACCAGUCUCUUUAGGUAGAUAGAGGUCAUUUAGGUAGCUGAAAGAUCUCUAGACAGCUGAAGGUCUUUUAGAAAACUGAUGUAAUCCUCCGGUUGAAAAGUCUGAUAUUUAUGAAUUAAAAAAGAGCUAUUUGAGUGAGCAGUUUUAAAACCUUAGAAAUAAAUUCUUGUUAUCUCUCCGUACCCCUUACUUUUUUGGAUUUCCAAAUCAUGGCUACAACCUAUAUAUAACAAACAAAUUUACGAGGUUUAUCUGUAAUAUUUAUUUAUGUAACUGCUGAUCAUGAAAACCAAAUAUUCUGAAGUAUUGUAAUGUAUUUAAUCUAGACUCUGUUGUUAACCCCUCUAAAGAUAUUUAAAUGUAAGUAAAUGACAAGACAUGAUCUACAUUAUCAUCACCAAGGAUAGCAACAUUCAUUAUUUUAUUUGACUUUUUUCUUUAUUUGAUAUUUUAAUGAUCUCAUUAUUUCUGACACAAAACUUUUAACUAUAAUCCUCACUCGUUAUUGUGAUAGAUAGCAUUUUAUUUCUGUGUUAAAGAGUUUAUUAUUAGAUAUUUUAUUCCAUGUUAGCCAUAAUAUUUCUCAGAGUUUUAACCUACGUUGUAUUACAAACAAACCUGUUCAAAUGUUCAAUGCAAUACCUAAACACCCGACAGUCAAAAACAAAUAGUUAUUCUAGAAAUUGUUCACGUAAGGGUAGUUAAAUACUUUUAUAAUUUAAACCAGAACUUCAAAAUUUGGUUUAAUUACUUAAAUCUCAAUUUUAAAGUUAAACUUUUCAAGGCAAGAAAUGUGAAGAUCAAGAUCCUCCGCCCCAAAUAUUUAUAAAUACUAAAAGGAAUUUAUAGUUUCUGGUAGGACUGGAAUAAAAACAGUUUUAACUUCUGAAGUUUUCUGUUAUAAUUAUUAUCUUGUUCUCAAGUCAAGAGUAAAUUUUACCUCGGUUUACUUCAUAUUCCAUUUUUUAUAGUUUUUCUCCCUUAAUCAAAUUUCUUUGAGCAGAAAAGUUAUUCAUAUUGGCUUUAUCAGAAAUCGACGAACUUGAUCUUAAUGAUUAAAAUUAUAUUAAAAUUAUACUAAGUUUUUCAAGAAAGUAUUGACGCUUCCGUUAGAAUAUGCAAUUAACCGGAAAUCAAACUAAAGAAAGAAAGAAAGCUAAUAGAAUAUGUUUAUUAUGUUUUCGUAACAAUCCCUUAGUGUACACUGUACACAAUACAAUGCACUAUGUACAACGGACACAUUGAUAAAAUAUGUAAUCCUAGUUAGAUCUUCGUGACACUAGAUGUCUCUGUAUUGUAAUCAUUAAUUGCAGA
Molecule: messenger RNA, 2907 nt
Organism: Eurytemora carolleeae
Lineage: Eukaryota; Metazoa; Arthropoda; Copepoda; Calanoida; Temoridae
Gene: Snx27
Product: sorting nexin-27
Exons: 5
Coding region: 87-1607 (506 amino acids)
Biological process (GO): signal transduction; intracellular protein transport
Cellular component (GO): early endosome
Molecular function (GO): phosphatidylinositol-3-phosphate binding; protein binding
Source: RefSeq, a predicted model, not a curated record